Pelodiscus sinensis (Chinese soft-shelled turtle) is the source of this 936-nucleotide messenger RNA. RefSeq names its product olfactory receptor 51G2-like. Gene Ontology annotation, molecular function: olfactory receptor activity; G protein-coupled receptor activity. NCBI's taxonomy places the organism in Eukaryota, Metazoa, Chordata, Testudines, Trionychidae. Gene Ontology annotation, cellular component: plasma membrane. Gene Ontology annotation, biological process: G protein-coupled receptor signaling pathway. The record is from RefSeq and is a predicted model, not a curated record.
AUGUCAGCUGCCAAUGACACCAGAUUGAACUAUGCCGUGUUCCUUCUUAGCGGGAUACCUGGGCAGGAAGACGUCUAUCUCUGGAUCUCUGUUCCCUUCUGCUUCAUGUAUGUUAUUUCAACGUUAGGUAAUUCAGUCAUUCUGUUCAUUAUAAAAACAGACCCAAGUCUCCAUGAGCCCAUGUACAUUUUCCUUUCCAUGUUGGCCCUCACAGACCUUGGCUAUUUGAUAGCCACCAUGCCGACAAUACUGGGCGUGUACUUGUUUAACUCCAGGGAGAUCAACCUCAAUGCCUGUUUAGCCCAGUUGUACUUCAUUGCUGUGCUUCAAGGCACAGAAUCUGCUGUGCUCUUAUUGAUGGCCAUUGACCGCUUCAUCGCCAUCUGUAACCCUCUGAGAUACGCUUCCAUCUUAACCUUGCCGAGAGUAGCCAAGAUGGGGCUGGUGAGUGUCCUAAGAGGAGUGACUCUAGUACUCCCACUGCCUUUUCUUCUGAAACGGUUCCAAUACUGUCGAAACAAUGUCCUCUCCAGUUCCUAUUGCCUGCACCAGGACGUCAUGAAUUUGGCUUGUUCAGAUGUCAGAAUCAACAGCAUCUAUGGCUUGUUCAUUAAAAUCUUAACAAUGGGGUUGGACGCUCUGCUCAUCUUCCUGUCCUAUGUGAUGAUCAUCAAAACAGUGCUGAGCAUCGCGUCCCGCAUGGAAACCCUCACGGCCCUGAACACCUGCGUCUCCCACCUGUGUGCUGUCCUGCUCUUCUACACACCUGCCAUCAGCAUCUCUGUGAUAAACAGAUUUGGGAACAGUUCUUCUCCCUUGCUUCAGGUUCUCCUGGGCUACGUCUCGCUGCUGAUCCCACCCCUGAUGAACCCGAUCGUGUACAGUGUGAAAAGCAAACACCUGUGCGCGAGGAUCAUCAAAGUGUUCAUCAAGUGA